Molecule: messenger RNA, 3600 nt
Organism: Doryrhamphus excisus (bluestripe pipefish)
Lineage: Eukaryota; Metazoa; Chordata; Actinopteri; Syngnathiformes; Syngnathidae
Source: RefSeq, a predicted model, not a curated record
ACUCCGGAGAACCGUCCGAACGUGGUAGGGGCGUCCUAUUAAAGUUUAAAAUAUUUAAAAUUUUAAUUUGUUUCUAAAUCUGCAAAGUCCCUAAUGUUAAAACAAACCUGUUUCGGAUGUCUAAUAGGAAGCGGGCUUUUAUUUUGAAGGUGCGUUCAGGACGUGACUCGGGGGGCUUCGGACGCUCGUUUCGGAGAACCGCCCGAACGCCAAGGCGCGUCGUGUGUUUGUGACUGCGUUCGCGGGUCAAGCGGGUCCUAGGUCGGUUUGGGACGCCGAGGAGCCAAGACAAGCUAGCCAGCUAGCUAGCCAGCCCUCCCAAGGAUGACCCGGCCGGAGGUGGCCAACGCUCCCGGCGGCAGACUAUGAAUCUCCGAGCGGGCUCACCGCCGCCGAGCUUCCACGAAGAGGAACCAGGAAGACGAUGACGACCAUGGGAGGAAGAGAGAAGCUGCUGGAAAUCUGCUCUUUGCUGCUUCUGAUGACCGGAAGUUGUCAAUGUCGAGACGCCCGGCAGACGCGGCACCUGGCCGCCUAUCAGCUGACUGUGCCUCGGCCAAUCGGAGGCCGGCUGAGGAGGGACGCCGAUGGCUCUCCGCCCAAUCAGGCGUCGUACGUGAUCGGCGUGGGGGGACACGAGCAUGUGGUGCAUCUGGAGAGGAACGGGCUGCUGCUUCCGGCCGACUUCACCGUCUUCACGUACGGCGAAGACGGAGCACGCCGCACGUCUGUGCCGCCUGUCCAGAAGCAUUGCCACUAUCACGGCGUGGUGGAGGGCAUGGCGGGCUCGUCUGUCGCCAUGAGCAUCUGCGACGGCCUCAGGGGCGUGUUGCAUCUGGACCACGGCAGCUACGCCAUGGAGCCGCUAGACUCCGCCCCUGAGCAGCACCUGCUGUACCGCCUGCAGGAUGUGACGUCACAGCCGCGGGAGUGCGGCACCCCGCACGCUCGCCCCGCCCACAACCGCACAGAGCAGCAAAGCAUCCACGGGCACGGAAGGGUGAGCGCGCACGUGCGCACGUGCACACGUGCAACACAAACAGGCGCUGACGUGUGUGCUGUCCAGGUGAAGCGAGCCGUUCUCCAUCGAACCCACUACGUGGAACUCCUGCUGGUGGUGGACAACGAAAGGUUCAAGGCCACGAGGAGCAACGAGAGCGCCGUGAGGGAGGACAUGGUUCACCUGGCCAACUACAUCGACGCUAUCUACGUGCAGCUGAACGUCAGGGUGGUCCUGGUGGGCCUGGAGAUCUGGACCAGGCAGAACCUCAUCAGCACGGAGGGAGGAGCCGACGAGGUGCUGAGUCGCUUCACCCAAUGGAGAGAGAGGGAACUGCUGCCUCGCCGCCGCCAUGACUCGGCUCAGCUCAUCCUGAAGAAGAGUUUCGGGGUGACGGCAGGGAUGGCGUACGUUUCCACCGUGUGCUCCAGGAGUCAUGGCGGCGGCAUCAAUGCGUUCACCAACAACAACGUGGCCGCCUUCGCCUCCAUCGUGGCUCACGAGCUGGGCCACAACCUCGGCAUGAACCACGACGACACGCGCACGUGCUCAUGCCCCACCCCCACCUGCAUCAUGAACUCCGUAGCCAGGGACGCCGCAAACUUCAGCAGCUGCAGCGCCGACGACUUUGAGAAGAUGAUCUUGGUGACGGGGGGGUCGUGUCUCCUGAAUGUCCCGCAGCCCGACGAGGCCUACAGCGCCCCCUACUGCGGGAACGGACUGGUGGACUUUGGCGAGGAGUGUGACUGUGGAUCCCAGAAGGAGUGCCAGAGCGACCCCUGCUGUGAGUUUAAGACGUGCAGACUGAAGCCGGGAGCUCAGUGUGCUGAUGGAGAGUGCUGCUACAACUGUCAGUUCCUACCAGGCGGCACGAUUUGUCGCGCCGGCAGGGACGAGUGCGACCUGCCCGAGUACUGUAACGGCUCGUCAUCUCUCUGUCAAAGUGACGUCUUUGUGCAGAACGGUCAGCCGUGCAGGAGCCAGCAGGCCUUCUGCUACAACGGCAGGUGCCAGCAUGCAGACGACCAGUGUCGGAGCAUCUUCGGGCCCAAGGCCAAGAAGGCGGAUGAGGUCUGCUUCAAAGACGUUAACAGCAAAGGCGAUCGCUUCGGGAACUGCGGCAAGCAGAGCUACCACUACAGGAAGUGCGAGAGCAGAAACGCUCUGUGCGGGAAGCUGCAGUGCUCCAACGUGCAGGGCGUGAAGGCCUUCGGCAUGGAGCCGUCCAUCAUCAGCACGCGCAUCGGCGGCGCCGUCUGCUACGGCGUGGACUUCAUGCUGGGCUCGGACGUGCCGGACCCGGGCAUGGUGAACGAGGGCACCAAGUGCGGAGAGGGCAAGGUGUGUUUGAACUUUGAGUGUCGCGGCGUCGCCGACCUCAACUUCGACUGCGACGUGGAGAACAAGUGUCACGGGCACGGGGUGUGCAACAACAACAAGAACUGUCACUGCCACGCCGGCUGGGCGCCGCCUUUCUGCGAGGUGAAAGGUUACGGGGGAAGCGUGGACAGCGGCCCCACCUGGAACGACAAAGACACGUCGCUGAGGGACGGCCUGCUGGUCUUCUUCUUCCUGGUUGUGCCGCUGGUGGCGUUGGGGGCGUUGGCCUUCCUGCGCAGGGACCGACUGCUGCGGCGCCUCGGCCGCGGCCGCCCACGAGCGUACCAGCCCGACGGCGCCGUGUCCGCCCACCCCGGCAGAGGACCGCCUCCCCGAGCUCAGCCACCGUCUUUCGCCCGGGACAACAGCGACGGCGUCCUCAGAGAUGGGCAUCACGCCCACCUGCUCCCGCCGCAGGCAGAGGACACCAGCAGGGCCGCUCCGUCAUACGCUGCCAGGCCGCCGCCUCCUCUGAAACCCAAACCCGUUGUGGCGUCCCAGCCUCUGGUGCCUCAAAGACCCCCUCCGCCGCCGCCAGUCUAGCCGGCUCAGCCCCGCCCACUGGGAGCUGCUACCUCGUGACCACCAGGACACAGGUGCAAGAUGACGCUAAUGCUAGUUGGCUAGCCUGGGAAACACAAAGAUGUUCUUCUCUCUGAUUGGCUGCUGGAAGAAGAAAAAGGAGAGACCACUAGGCAGGAAGUUGGUUGAGCGAAAGCACUGCUGCCCCCUGCUGGCAAACGUCUGCACUGACAUUUGAACGCCUCAUCCCGGCAUGCAGUGCGGCUUGUCUCGUGAUAGACCCGAUGACGUCACUGCAGUGGCGGCAUUUCCUCAGCUGGGAAUGUUUGCGUUUGUAAAAUGAUGAUAAUGGAGAUCAACAACCGCUUGGUACUUGAUGACGUCACCCUGUUGACAUGCAAACCAGGAAGUACGCCACCCUUCCGGUGCCUGGGCUUUCUUUGAUAGAAUAUUUUAAUCAAAUGGAGUGGCUGCGAAUCAGAGAUCGUGUGUGAUUUUUUUUUAUGUUCACUUCUUCAUGUGACAGCAUUCAUCACGCGGGGAAUAUUUGAGACAAAAUGCAUCACGCCAUCACUUCCGGCUUCCGGAAUAUCUUUGGAACAUUGUGGUUGACGUGCUGCGUCACUUUCAUUCGCCGAGGUCUUGCACGUGGCUAGUUACCAUAGUAACACAACUUCAAAUAAAGAUGGUUAUGUCGC